UGGUUACAAACUCUCCCUGUCUGGUGCUGCAACAAUGAGUGGGAAAUCCCUUCUCUUAAAGGUCAUUCUCUUGGGUGAUGGUGGAGUUGGGAAAAGUUCACUUAUGAACCGUUAUGUAACCAAUAAGUUCGAUUCUCAGGCUUUUCACACCAUAGGGGUAGAGUUCUUGAAUCGAGAUCUGGAGGUAGAUGGACGCUUUGUAACUCUCCAGAUCUGGGACACUGCAGGACAGGAGCGUUUCAAGAGCCUCAGGACACCCUUCUAUAGGGGGGCAGACUGCUGCCUCUUGACCUUCAGUGUGGAUGACCGCCAGAGCUUCGAGAACCUUGGUAACUGGCAGAAGGAAUUCAUCUACUAUGCAGAUGUGAAGGACCCUGAACACUUCCCCUUUGUAGUUUUGGGUAACAAGGUAGACAAAGAGGAUAGGCAAGUGACUACUGAGGAGGCACAAGCCUGGUGCAUGGAAAAUGGGGAUUAUCCUUAUCUAGAAACAAGUGCCAAAGAUGAUACUAAUGUGACCGUGGCCUUUGAAGAAGCUGUCAGGCAGGUGUUGGCUGUAGAAGAACAGCUGGAGCAUUGCAUGUUAGGUCACACCGUUGACUUGAACAGUGGUUCCAAAGCAGGUUCUUCAUGCUGUUAAAAGUUAGGGAACCUUUAAAAAAAGUCUCUAAUUGGUCUGUCAGUAGUGUAAGAAUUGCUGU
Molecule: messenger RNA, 701 nt
Organism: Dipodomys ordii (Ord's kangaroo rat)
Lineage: Eukaryota; Metazoa; Chordata; Mammalia; Rodentia; Heteromyidae
Gene: Rab9b
Product: RAB9B, member RAS oncogene family
Exons: 1
Coding region: 35-640 (201 amino acids)
Biological process (GO): Rab protein signal transduction; retrograde transport, endosome to Golgi
Cellular component (GO): late endosome; phagocytic vesicle; lysosome
Molecular function (GO): GTP binding; GTPase activity
Source: RefSeq, a predicted model, not a curated record